AUGCGUGAGAUCCUUCACAUUCAAGGUGGGCAAUGCGGCAACCAAAUAGGAGCUAAGUUUUGGGAAGUUGUCUGUGCAGAACACGGCAUAGACUCCACCGGCCGUUACCAUGGCGACUCCCUCUCCAACUUGAAAGAAUCAAUUUGCGGUCGAUUUGUCCCUCGUGCUGUCCUCAUGGAUUUGGAGCCUGGUACUAUGGACAGCGUCAGAUCUGGCGCUUAUGGUCAGAUCUUCAGACCUGACAACUUCGUUUUCGGCCAAUCUGGUGCUGGAAACAACUGGGCUAAAGGCCAUUACACUGAAGGCGCUGAACUCAUCGAUUCGGUCCUCGAUGUUGUUCGAAAAGAAGCCGAGAACUGUGACUGCUUGCAAGGGUUUCAAGUGUGUCAUUCACUUGGAGGUGGAACUGGGUCCGGAAUGGGAACGCUUUUGAUCUCAAAGAUUAGAGAAGAGUACCCAGAUAGAAUGAUGUUGACGUUCUCUGUGUUUCCUUCUCCAAAGGUGUCUGAUACAGUUGUGGAGCCUUACAAUGCUACCUUGUCUGUUCAUCAACUUGUUGAGAAUGCUGAUGAGUGUAUGGUUCUUGAUAACGAGGCCUUGUACGAUAUCUGUUUCAGGACUCUCAAACUCACCACUCCUAGCUUUGGUGACUUGAAUCAUCUGAUAUCUGCAACUAUGUCUGGGGUUACAUGCUGCUUGAGGUUCCCUGGUCAGUUAAACUCUGACCUGAGAAAACUUGCAGUGAACUUGAUACCGUUCCCUCGUCUUCACUUUUUCAUGGUGGGUUUUGCACCACUCACUUCCCGUGGCUCACAGCAGUACAGAGCUUUGACAGUUCCUGAACUCACUCAACAAAUGUGGGAUGCAAAGAACAUGAUGUGUGCAGCUGACCCGCGACAUGGUCGCUAUCUAACAGCAUCAGCCAUGUUCCGUGGUAAGAUGAGUACCAAGGAAGUAGAUGAGCAAAUGUUGCAUGUGCAGAACAAGAACUCUUCCUACUUUGUUGAGUGGAUUCCAAACAAUGUGAAGUCAACUGUGUGUGAUAUCCCACCCACUGGUCUUAGCAUGGCAUCCACAUUUAUUGGCAAUUCGACAUCGAUACAAGAGAUGUUUAGGAGAGUUAGUGAGCAAUUUACUGCCAUGUUUAGGAGGAAGGCUUUCUUGCAUUGGUAUACAGGGGAAGGAAUGGAUGAGAUGGAGUUCACUGAGGCUGAGAGUAACAUGAAUGAUCUGGUUUCAGAGUAUCAGCAAUACCAAGAUGCAACAGCUGAUGAGGAAGGGGAAUAUGAGGACGAGGAAGAAGGAGAUUAUCAGGACGAUUAUCAGUAG
Dovyalis caffra is the source of this 1329-nucleotide messenger RNA. The record is from the annotation of a GenBank genome assembly. NCBI's taxonomy places the organism in Eukaryota, Viridiplantae, Streptophyta, Magnoliopsida, Malpighiales, Salicaceae.